CCAAACGUCCAAAUACAACACACACAUUGUUUCGUGUAACAAAACACCCAGCACACAAGACCCUAUUGCACAGUCAAAGAAUGGAGGUUUCCAGCAUGGAAAACGGAUCGAGUAAGGCAGAUGACGAGGUCAAGCCCACACGGCUGAGCCUUACCAGAGCCGUAAUGUUCAUUAUUUUAUUCAACGUGGUCUUGCUCUGCGCCACUAUCUCAGGGUAUUUCUAUCUAGCGUCCAUGGAUAAGUCGAUCCAUGCUAGAAUCGGGGACUUUCUGAUUAUUGGGGGAGCGACAAUAGCGAUUCCUCUGCUCUAUGGGUUGGGUGACCUUUCCAAGGGCAAGCCCAACUUUUAUUACAUUUAACUGGUUGGUCGCCCAGUCAAUAGUUCGUUGAAUUAAAUUUCAU
Molecule: messenger RNA, 402 nt
Organism: Drosophila bipectinata
Lineage: Eukaryota; Metazoa; Arthropoda; Insecta; Diptera; Drosophilidae
Source: RefSeq, a predicted model, not a curated record